Molecule: messenger RNA, 597 nt
Organism: Diplodia corticola
Lineage: Eukaryota; Fungi; Ascomycota; Dothideomycetes; Botryosphaeriales; Botryosphaeriaceae
Product: ctr copper transporter
Exons: 2
Coding region: 1-597 (198 amino acids)
Biological process (GO): copper ion transmembrane transport; intracellular copper ion homeostasis
Cellular component (GO): plasma membrane
Molecular function (GO): copper ion transmembrane transporter activity
Source: RefSeq, a predicted model, not a curated record
AUGCAGCGACGCCACGACGACGGCACCGUGACCAUGGACCUUGGGAGCCACACCGACCACGACACGAGCAGCAGCAGCAGCAGCAGCAUGACCAUGGCCAUGGUAUUCAACAACGCCGACAACACGCCGCUCUUCACCAACGCAUUCACGCCGACAACAACUGGCCAGUACGCGGGCAUCUGCAUCUUCCUCAUCGUGCUGGCGGCCGUGUUCCGCGGGCUCUUCGCGGCAAAGCAGAAGCUCGAGGAGCGGUGGCUGGCGCAGGCGCUGCAGCGGCGGUACAUAGUGGUUGCGGACAAGCAGCCGGCGGCGGAGCGUAUCGAGAGCGACGACGACUCGCGCACGGCGGUGUUGACCGCGAACGGCGUCGAGGAGCGCGUCAGCGUCGCGCACCGGCUCGGCAGCGGCUCGGUGCAGCCGUGGCGCUUCGGCGUCGACCUGCCGCGCGCGGCCGUGGUCACGGUCAUCGUGGGCGUGGGCUACAUGCUGAUGCUCGCUGUCAUGACCAUGAAUGUUGGCUACUUCCUCUCCGUCCUCGGUGGCACCUUCCUGGGCGAGCUAGCAUUCGGGCGGUAUUCUCAAGUGGCCGAUCACUGA